This is a messenger RNA of Puma concolor (puma), 2568 nucleotides long. NCBI's taxonomy places the organism in Eukaryota, Metazoa, Chordata, Mammalia, Carnivora, Felidae. The record is from RefSeq and is a predicted model, not a curated record.
AUGGGACAUUUGUGCCAGAAGGAGGUGUGGGUUUUAUCCUUCCUCUUUCACUUCCUAUGCCCAGGACUAGCAGGCCAGUACGAGCAGCACCCUUGGACUGGCCUUUUAAAGGUAGAUUUGACCAUUCUCUUAGUUCUCUAUAAUCCCUACAUCUGGGUUGAGGACUGGCUGGGGAGUCUGUUCUGCAGACCCAAGUAUCUUUUCCUACCAGAUAGCAGUAUGGACAUCUCAAGAGGCAAGGUCAAUGUUAGAAAAAUUGUGGAAUUUUCCCUUGGCAUUACUGUGAGUAUGCAAGCUGCAAGAUGUCCUACAGAUGAAUUAUCUUUAACCAACUGUGCAGUUGUGAAUGAAAAGGAUUUCCAGCCUGGCCAGCAUGUGAUUGUGAGGACUUCUCCCAACCACAGGUAUACAUUUACACUGAGGACCCACCCAUCAGUGGUUCCAGGGAGCAUCGCAUUCAGCUUACCUCAGGGCAUCUGGCCCUUUGAGGCUGACAAUGGUGCUGACAAUGGUGCUGACCAUGGUGCUGCCUGUGGCGCUGUCCAUGUAUCCUUAUAUACAUUUGACAAGGCCAAACAGUGUAUUGGCACAAUGACCAUCGAGAUUGAUUUCCUGCAGAAAAAAAGCAUUGACUCCAAUCCUUAUGAUACUGACAAGAUGGCAGCGGAAUUCAUUCAGCAGUUCAACAACCAGGCGUUCUCAGUGGGACAGCAGCUUGUAUUUAGCUUCAAUGAAAAGCUUUUCGGUUUGCUGGUAAAGGAUAUCGAAGCCAUGGAUCCUAGCAUCCUGAAGGGAGAGCCUGCGACAGGAAAAAGACAGAAGAUUGAAGUAGGACUGGUUGUUGGAAACAGUCAAGUUGCAUUUGAAAAAGCAGACAAUUCAUCACUCAAUCUUAUUGGCAAAGCUAAAACUAAGGAAAAUCGCCAGUCUAUCAUCAAUCCUGAUUGGAACUUUGAAAAAAUGGGAAUAGGAGGUCUGGACAAAGAAUUUUCAGAUAUUUUUCGACGAGCAUUUGCUUCCCGAGUAUUUCCUCCAGAGAUUGUGGAGCAGAUGGGUUGCAAACAUGUUAAAGGCAUCCUGUUAUAUGGGCCCCCAGGUUGUGGUAAGACUCUCUUGGCUCGACAGAUUGGCAAGAUGUUGAAUGCAAGGGAGCCCAAAGUGGUCAAUGGGCCAGAAAUCCUUAACAAAUAUGUGGGAGAAUCCGAGGCUAACAUUCGUAAACUCUUUGCUGAUGCUGAAGAAGAGCAAAGAAGGCUUGGUGCUAACAGUGGCUUGCACAUAAUCAUCUUUGAUGAAAUUGAUGCCAUCUGCAAGCAGAGAGGGAGCAUGGCUGGUAGCACAGGAGUUCAUGACACUGUCGUCAACCAGUUGCUGUCCAAAAUUGAUGGGGUAGAGCAGCUGAACAACAUCUUAGUCAUUGGAAUGACCAACAGACCAGAUCUGAUAGAUGAGGCUCUCCUUCGACCUGGAAGACUGGAAGUUAAAAUGGAGAUAGGCUUACCAGAUGAGAAGGGUCGACUACAGAUCCUUCACAUCCACACAGCAAGGAUGAGAGGGCAUCAGUUACUCUCUGCUGAUGUAGACAUUAAAGAACUGGCUGUAGAGACCAAGAAUUUCAGCGGUGCUGAACUGGAGGGUCUGGUGCGGGCGGCACAGUCCACUGCUAUGAACCGACACAUAAAGGCCAGCACUAAAGUAGAGGUGGACAUGGAGAAAGCAGAGAGCCUGCAGGUGACGAGAGGAGACUUUCUUGCUUCUUUGGAGAAUGAUAUCAAACCAGCAUUUGGCACAAACCAAGAGGAUUAUGCAAGUUACAUUAUGAAUGGUAUUAUCAAAUGGGGCGAUCCAGUUACUCGAGUUCUGGAAGAUGGGGAGCUGCUGGUUCAGCAGACUAAAAAUAGUGAUCGUACACCCCUGGUUAGCGUCCUUUUGGAAGGCCCUCCUCAUAGUGGGAAGACUGCUUUAGCUGCAAAGAUUGCAGAGGAAUCCAACUUCCCCUUCAUCAAGAUCUGCUCUCCUGAUAAGAUGAUUGGCUUUUCUGAGACAGCCAAGUGUCAGGCCAUGAAGAAGAUCUUUGAUGAUGCAUACAAAUCCCAGCUUAGUUGUGUGGUUGUAGAUGACAUUGAGAGACUGCUUGAUUAUGUCCCCAUUGGCCCUCGAUUUUCUAAUCUGGUAUUACAGGCUCUUCUCGUGUUACUGAAAAAGGCACCUCCUCAGGGCCGCAAGCUUCUUAUCAUUGGGACCACCAGCCGCAAAGAUGUCCUUCAGGAGAUGGAAAUGUUGAACGCUUUCAGCACCACCAUCCAUGUGCCCAACAUUGCCACCGGAGAGCAGCUGUUGGAAGCUCUGGAGCUUUUGGGCAACUUCAAAGAUAAGGAACGUACCACAAUUUCACAGCAAGUCAAAGGCAAGAAGGUUUGGAUAGGAAUCAAGAAGUUACUAAUGUUGAUCGAGAUGUCGCUACAGAUGGAUCCCGAAUACCGUGUGAGAAAAUUCUUGGCCCUCUUAAGAGAAGAAGGAGCUAGCCCCCUUGACUUUGAAAACGGACUCUUUGCACACACACAGUGA